Messenger RNA from Eremothecium cymbalariae DBVPG#7215, 750 nucleotides. It is a transcript of the gene GPI12, whose product is annotated as N-acetylglucosaminylphosphatidylinositol deacetylase. Gene Ontology annotation, molecular function: N-acetylglucosaminylphosphatidylinositol deacetylase activity. Lineage: Eukaryota; Fungi; Ascomycota; Saccharomycetes; Saccharomycetales; Saccharomycetaceae. The transcript has a single exon. Gene Ontology annotation, cellular component: endoplasmic reticulum. The coding region runs from base 1 to 750 and encodes 249 amino acids. The record is from RefSeq and is a predicted model, not a curated record. Gene Ontology annotation, biological process: GPI anchor biosynthetic process.
AUGUUUGGAUCGUUCUUUGCAGUGAUUAAGCUAUACUUGGUGCUUCUUGCAGUGUACUGUGGGUCGUACAAACACUUGGAAACGCAUAACAGCAAGGUUUAUGAAUAUCUUGUGGGAAGCCAUGGAAAUUACACGUCGGUAACGCUAAUUAUAGCGCAUCCGGAUGACGAAGUGAUGUUCUUUGCCCCCACCCUUCUUCAGCUAGAUGCGCGGAUGGCGCAGAGUGUACCGUUUCGAGUUGUGUGUUUGACUGAUGGAGACGCGGAUGGGUUAGGUGAGGUGCGCCGCAGGGAGUUGCACAAGGCGCUGCGGUUGUUGGUGUUGGAGCGGGAUGUAGAGAUUCAGAUGGGGGGGUUUAAAGAUGGGAUGGACGAGGAGUGGAAGAUGGAGGUUGUGAGGGAGGAGUUAGCGCAGGUUGUGACUGAUAGGCGGCCGUUGGUGUUGACUUUUGACGAGCGGGGUGUAUCUGGGCAUAGGAAUCAUAUUGCUUGUGCGCACGCGGCCGCGAAGUUGGGCCAUCACACGUUGCAUCUAGACAGUGGGCAUAAUCUGAUACGUAAGUACUCGUUCUUUUUCGUAGACCUAUUCCGGUUGUUGUUCGGAUAUCCGAUGCCAACAGUAUUUUUGAGUACGUUUUCGCAAUACCUCCAUUCGCUGGUGACGAUGUUGGUCGCACACAAGUCUCAGAUGGUGUGGUUUCGUUGGGGCUGGUGGACUGCUAGUAGAUAUGUGUAUGCGAAUGAAUUUUGA